This is a messenger RNA of Boleophthalmus pectinirostris (great blue-spotted mudskipper), 2488 nucleotides long. RefSeq names its product protein arginine methyltransferase 5 (gene prmt5). The transcript has 16 exons. Gene Ontology annotation, biological process: regulation of DNA-templated transcription; peptidyl-arginine N-methylation. The record is from RefSeq and is a predicted model, not a curated record. Gene Ontology annotation, cellular component: nucleus; cytosol. Lineage: Eukaryota; Metazoa; Chordata; Actinopteri; Gobiiformes; Gobiidae.
CCUUUUAGAUCCAACAUGGCGCCUGUUUCCCCAAGACUGUAACGCCGCGGUCCUGUUCGGUCUAGCAGCUCAGUCAUGGCGUCCGCCAGUACAGGCAGCCGAGUGUCUUGCGGGAGAGACUUGAAUUGUGUGCCUGAGAUUGCUGACACGCUCGCAGCUGUUGCUAAACUUGGAUUUGACUUCCUCUGCAUGCCCCUUUAUCACCCGAGGUUCAGAAGAGAGUAUGAGCUUGAGCCGGCUAAAUCACGUCAAGGUGCCCAGACUCGCUCUGACCUGCUACUCUGUGGGAGAGAUUGGAAUACCCUUAUAGUUGGAAAGCUUUCACCAUGGAUAAACGUGGACUCAGAGCUGGAGACAGAGUGCAGAAAUUCAGAGGCAGCUCUAGUCCAAGAGUUGAAUUUCUCAGCAUACCUGGGUCUGCCCGUGUUUAUGCUCCCUCUGAAGGGACCGCAUAAUGCCAAUCUUGCUCGCCUGCUGCUUAAUCACAUCCACACUGGCCACCACACAUCAAAUUUCUGGAUCCGGGUUCCCCUUGUGGCUUCAGAGGAUACGCGAGAAGAUCUUGUUGAUAAUGAACAAGUUUCUUGUUUUGAUGACUUAAGCACUGAAGAGAAGACAUGGGGCUGGUGGCACUCCUUUAGAACUCUUUGUGAUUACAACAAGAGGAUAACUUUAGCAAUUGAAAUUGGUGCAGACAUGCCCUCUGAUGCAGUGAUUGAUAAGUGGCUUGGAGAACCCAUCAAAGCAGCUAUACUUCCUACCAGCAUUUUCUUAACCAAUAAGAAGGGCUUUCCAGUCUUGUCUAAAGCUCAUCAGAGAAUAAUUUUCCGCCUUUUUAAGUUGGAGGCCCAGUUUGUCUUUACUGGCACCAGUCGUCACACAGAAAAGGACUUCAGAUCGUACUUGCAGUACCUAGAAUAUUUAAACCAGAACCGGCCAGCACCCAAUGCCUAUGAGAUGUUUGCCAAGGGCUAUGAGGACUACCUGCAGUCUCCCCUUCAACCUCUCAUGGACAACCUGGAGUCUCAAACAUAUGAAGUGUUUGAGAAGGACCCUAUUAAAUACUCACAAUACCAACAGGCUGUUUAUAAAUGUCUGCUAGACAGAGUUCCAGAUGAACAAAAAGCAACCAAUGUUCAGGUGUUGAUGGUAUUGGGUGCAGGACGAGGCCCUCUGGUCAAUGCUUCCUUGCGUGCUGCUAAACAAGCUGACCGGAAAUUGAAGGUGUAUGCUGUGGAGAAAAAUCCAAAUGCUGUUGUCACGUUGGAGAACUGGCGCUUUGAGGAGUGGGGGGACCAGGUAACUGUGGUGUCAUGUGAUAUGCGUGAAUGGACAGCACCUGAAAAAGCUGAUAUCAUCGUCAGUGAAUUGCUUGGUUCAUUUGGUGACAAUGAACUGUCUCCAGAGUGCUUGGAUGGUGCUCAGCAUUUUCUCAAAGGUGAUGGAGUCAGCAUUCCCUGUUCCUACACAUCAUUCCUGGCACCGCUGUCUUCAUCAAAGCUUUACAAUGAGGUGCGAGGAUGUAGAGAACGUGACAAGCAUCCAGAGUGUCAUUUUGAGACCCCAUACGUUGUGCGACUUCAUAACUUUCAUCAACUGGCAGAGCCCAAACCUUGCUUCACUUUUGUUCACCCCACAACAAACAUGGAUAAUAAUCGUUACCAGUGCCUCCGAUUUCCUGUAACAUGUAACUCCGUGUUGCAUGGUUUUGCUGGCUACUUCGAGACAACACUGUACAAAGAUGUUACACUUAGUAUAAAACCAGAUACACAUUCACCUGGGAUGUUCUCAUGGUUUCCCAUCUUGUUCCCCCUUAAACAACCAAUCUCCGUUUCCCGGGAUGAGAAUGUCACUGUGCGUUUCUGGCGCUGCAACAACGGGAAGAAGGUGUGGUAUGAAUGGGCUGUAACUGAGCCCUCCUGCUCCGCCAUCCACAACCCGGCAGGACGCUCCUACACUAUUGGCCUGUGACUUACAAAUUAGCUUUUCUUUCAUCAGGGCCAUUGUCACCCAUGCUAUUUCUAACGUGGGCUCAAUUGAAGUACCCUGCAUUUAAUGUGUUGUGGUGAUAACGCCAGGAGAUGGCACAGGUAGUGUGUGCAAGCCAUUUGAAAUAGAAUUUUAAUACGCAAGUAUGUUAUAAGAAAUUACUGCUCGAAGUACAUUGAUAAAAAUGACUAGGUCUUCUCAGUGACAUGGCUCUCUUUAAGCACUUACUGACUACAAAUACAUCUCCUUUAUGAGUGAGGACUUACUUUUCACAUUGGGUCAUACAGUGCACCACUUUUUAUGCUUUAUUUCAAUGUUGUUUUGCAGAAAACAUGUUAAUGUAACAACUCUCCUGCCUUAACACAUUCCAAGUACUGCAUACAUAAAGCCCUGUUCUAAAAUUAAGAAAUUGGUCAGGUUCCUUGCUGUCACUUCAUUUGUUGUCUUUUCAUGUCUGUAUUUUGUUAGUGAAACAUCAAUAAAACAUAUUGUAAUGCUU